Molecule: messenger RNA, 3273 nt
Organism: Morchella importuna
Lineage: Eukaryota; Fungi; Ascomycota; Pezizomycetes; Pezizales; Morchellaceae
Exons: 4
Coding region: 1-3273 (1090 amino acids)
Biological process (GO): ubiquitin recycling; proteasome-mediated ubiquitin-dependent protein catabolic process
Cellular component (GO): nucleus; cytoplasm
Molecular function (GO): ubiquitin binding
Source: RefSeq, a predicted model, not a curated record
AUGGAACCGCCAUCAGCACCUCAUGUACAUAACUCACUCAGGCGGAACAACCGCCAUCACCAACAGCAGCAGCAGCAACAGCAACAGCAGCAGCAACAGCAGCCACAGAUCGAUAUGUCUUCAUCGGCAUCGUUAUCUUCGGGCUCAUCAUCAAUAAUACAACAGCAGCAUCAGAGAUCUCGUCGUGAACCUCGCAUCGCCCCUUUCUCGUCUGUUGGGCAGUUCUCUUUUGCUCCUACAACCCAGACUACGGUAGUUACUACAACGACUACUACGACCAUGUCGUUUCCACAACUGGUUAUGAAACCACCAAGAAAUCUUAAUGAACUUGACCCGAAGGAAUUCCCUUUGGCGGCCACUCCUACACCUUCAAACCUCAAAAGGUUAUGCUUUGACUUGAAUGGGAAGAGAACUCACUUUAGAGAGACUGAUGACCCCGAACAGUCCGUUAGAGAGCUCGAUCAACUCGUAUACAACCUCAUCAAAAACAACGGCGUGAUUAGGAAAGUGUCCCGAGGAGAAGAACAUGUUGAGGAAUCAAACCCUUUGACGAGUCCACCCACGUCAGCCACCAUUCCAUUUACCAGGAAAAGGCCUGCUUCCCCGGUGUCAAUAUCAGAGGCUGCUGAACGCGUAGCUACUAUGCAGAAGAGUAACAAGCGUCGCCAAACCGGAAAGCCGCGCAUAGGGACCACCAGCCCAAAGGUAAACACACCAUCACCUAGGAAACACCUGCGUUCCAGCCGAAAUGCUACCCCGGCGACCCCCACACGUCCCGAGAGUCAGCCUCCUACCGCAACAUUCGCUCCCAGGCCGUUCCGACCCGUCCAUCAACAACUUAGUCAACUGCAAAAUGCCCAGUCUGUAACGCCAGUCCAGACUCAUCAGCAAGAGACACCACUAACAUUAUCCCCUCGCCUCGGGACUAAGCCCUUAGACAUGGAUAACGAGGAUGCUGUUAUGAAUGCCGCGACUCCAACCCCUGGAGAAGAUGUUGAUUUGGAUGAUGCGUCUGAUGGAACGAUUGUGGCUGCAACCCCCCCCGAAGUUGACACCGAGGCUAUGGCAUCUAGUAACGAUAGUGCGGCUCAACCUCUUAGCCUACCAAGUCCUAGCCUAAGCCCGGUUACGGCAGCAUUAACUCAUGGCAACAGCUACUUUUCGGCGAUGGAUACAGACGACAUCAACUCACCACUUGAACUACCGCCGAGUGAAGAGGAUAUGAUGAUGGAUGAGUCAACCCAAUUAAUAUUGAGUCCACGAAGAGAGCAUAUGCAACUUCAAACUCCUAUGGAGCAAUACACGCCUGGACUGAUGGAAAUUCCUAAAAUGCUUGAUUCCUUUGAUGCAAUGCCAUCAGCUGUCAAGACUUAUAUAAUGUACCAACUUCUCCGCCGAUGUUCAAAGAGUACCCUCCAAACAGUUGCCGAAGUCGUUAAUCCUGCGCUGAAAUGCGACUUCCUGACGCUACUACCCCCCGAACUAUCCUUAAACGUCAUCAAGUAUCUUGAUGUUCAAAGUCUUUGUAAUGCUGCUCAGGUUUCUAGGCGGUGGAGGGUUAUCGUGGACUCGGAUGAGUGGACCUGGAAAAAAUUGUUUGACGAUGAUGGUUAUGUCUUGGCAGAAGGAGAGCUGGAUCGUGCAGUGAGAGAAGGGUGGGGAUACCAGGAUCCCCAGGGUAAUGACGACUGCGAAAGGGAUAUUAAUGCAGGUCUUGUCCCAAGUCGAUCAGGCCGUCACUCUAGUGGUGGUAACUCGGCGUUCACAACACCUCCACCCAUGGGAAGGCAGAAGAAAAAGAUUAAUACUAGAGCUAACUCAAAAAGACAACAAAAGAAACGGGAGGCUGUGGAAACCCUAUGCAAGGAAGAUUUCAACGAAAUAAUAUCUGAAAUCAUCUCAAAUUCCGUGGGUCCAAACGCGGCGGCACAUGCGGCCGAGAAGGCUGGAUCAAAGGCUUCAGUUGGGCUGCCUUCGCUGAGGAAUCUACACCUGUUCAAAUCGAUUUAUCGCAGACACCACAUUAUCCGCCGCAGCUGGAUUCGCCCGCAAGUAAAACCAAGGCAUAUCUCCUUCCGCGGUCACCAACGUCAUGUAGUUACUUGCCUACAGUUUGACACGGAUAAGAUUUUGACAGGCUCCGAUGAUACCAAUAUCAACGUGUACGAUACCAACACGGGUGCAUUGCGAAACAAGCUUGAGGGACAUGAAGGUGGUGUUUGGGCUCUGCAGUAUGAAGGAAACACACUUGUAUCUGGAUCCACUGAUAGGACUGUGAGGGUAUGGGAUAUCAUCAAGGGAGAGUGCACGCAGAUAUUUCAUGGCCACACCUCAACUGUCCGCUGCUUACAAAUCCUUAUGCCGACCAAGAUCGGGGUGAAGGCGGAUGGCAAGGAUCUAAUUAUGCCGAAAGUGCCUAUGAUAAUUACUGGAUCUCGUGAUUCGACUUUGCGAGUAUGGAAACUUCCAAUGACAGGUGAUAAGACCUAUUUGCCUGGAAGAGAUGGACAGGAUGGUGAUGCCUUUUUGAACCCUAACAACAACCCAUACUUUGUCCGCACCCUUUCUGGACAUCAGCACUCUGUUCGCGCGAUUUCUGCUUAUGGAGAUACCCUUGUGAGUGGUAGUUAUGACUACUCUGUUAAGGUAUGGAAAAUAUCAACGGGAGAGACGGUUCACACCCUUCGAGGGCAUUCCCAGAAAGUUUACAGCGUCGUACUGGAUCAUAAACGCAACCGCUGUAUUAGUGGAAGCAUGGACAACCUGGUUAAAAUUUGGUCACUCGAUACUGGAUCGCCAAUUUACACGCUCGAAGGACACACCCAGCUCGUCGGUCUAUUGGACUUGAGCCACGAUAGACUCGUAUCAGCUGCUGCAGACACAACACUGAGAAUCUGGGAUCCGGAAACCGGCCAGUGCAAACAGACACUUGCAGCCCACACUGGAGCCAUCACCUGUUUCCAGCAUGAUGGCCAUAAGGUCAUUUCUGGUUCUGAUAAGACGGUCAAAAUGUGGAAUGUGCAGACUGGAGACUUCAUUAGAGAUCUCUUGACGGAUCUGAGUGGAGUUUGGCAGGUGAAGUUCAAUGAACGAAGAUGUGUUGCAGCUGUGCAGAGGGAGGAUGUUACUUAUAUCGAGGUGCUGGAUUUUGGUGCUGCUAGAGAUGGGGUUCCCGAAGAAAAGAGAGGACGCAGGAUCGUCGUUGACAUUAAUGGUCGGGAAAUUACUGAUGGAAAUGACACCAUGGAUGAAGGUGGUGAUGAUUUUGAAUAA